UCUAACAUUUCGUGUAAACGCCACAUUAGUAAUUUUCUUGCACCAAAGAACACACUACCACAGCUGAUAUCGAGCUAAAUUUUGUAAACAAAAAACUUUAUGUAAUUAUUUUUAAAAAAAAUGACUGAAAAAGACCAAAAUUCGAAUGAAUCGAAUAACACAGCGAUAUUAAAAGAUGCAUGGGCGAUACGACCAUGCUCUGUCUAUAAAGAUGAAUAUGACGAUUGUACAAGCUUUAAAGCUCGCUUUCAUCAGUAUUUCAUACAUGGAGAGGAUACCGAUUGUACACAAUGGAACAUAGACUAUAAGAACUGUGUUCGGUAUCAGGACUCUAACGGUAACGAUGUACAGGCCGGCGCGGCCGUCAUACGAAGCGAAGAAGAAAGGCGGCUGAAACGUUUUCAAGGCCACUACGGCAAUACUGUUUGGGAGAAGAGAAAGGCUCCACCUGAAGAUUGGGCAAAACCUCUGCCAGAAUGGUUGGAAAAGAAAAAUGAGAAUUCUUAUUUGCAACUCAAACAAAUGGAAAUGGAUGGUCGCGCAGUACCUGAAGAUACUAAGUCAUAUUGUAUGAUAAUGUAGCGAAUAAGAAGCAAGUGGUUGUUUGUAUAAAAAAUGCAAAAUGUAACAAAUGUAUUUAUACUUAAAACAACAAACACCCUGAAA
Molecule: messenger RNA, 666 nt
Organism: Stomoxys calcitrans (stable fly)
Lineage: Eukaryota; Metazoa; Arthropoda; Insecta; Diptera; Muscidae
Product: UPF0545 protein C22orf39 homolog
Exons: 2
Coding region: 121-582 (153 amino acids)
Source: RefSeq, a predicted model, not a curated record